CUUUUCCUCAACGUUUGGUCCGCUUGGCACGGCCAAAUGCAAAAUGGCUUCAAGUAGUAGCGAUGUCAACGAAGAUCGCGUGAAACUAUGUGUUAGCCAGGCAAGCAGCGUGUCUGAUUUGGCUGCUGAAAUAACAACACCAGCAGAGGAGUUGAAAGGAAAUCAUCUGAAGAAACGUGAACAGCACAGCUGCCGAAAUUUUCCUGGUUUACCACCGAGCAGGGCGUUCCGCAGCUACUCGGGGACAGAUUCAAUGUCUGAAAAGCAUGAACAAAGUGAAAAAUUAAGCAGAUCCACGUCCAACUGUGAUAUGGAAAGCCAUAAAGGCAUUGCAAAGGCAAAGGUCGCCGAUUCUCCCGUGGGACCCCCGUCACCGAUGGAGCAGUGCAGCAGUGCGCAAAAGAACGCUUGUAGUGCCGGCGGAAAGCUGUGUGACAUCGGCCGGCCCCCUUCAGUGACGCCCAACCACAAGACUCCCUUAAGUGUGCACGUGCAGGUGAACGGCUUAUGUAACGGAGACACGUCGUCCUCCAAAGAGAGCAAGAGUGACUUAAAGUUUGACUCCAAGAAGGCAUCCUCCAAGGCGAAAGAGACUGCCGUUAAGGAGGCACCUAAGAGAGAGGAGGCCAAAGUGGAGAAGAGUGAUGAGGAGAAAAGUUCUAGUCAGAAAGAAAGCAAAAUCCACAAGGGUGAAAAUGGACCAAAGAAGUGUUCCAUCGAAAAGAGCAAACUGUCCGAACCCCCAGACAAGAAAGCCAAAGUAGAAGACUCUGGUGGUGGCUCUCAGGAGAAGAAGGAAUCGAAACACAAGUCCUCUUCAUCCCCAUCGUCAUCAUCAUCGAGCAGCAGACGUAGCGGCGAGGGAAUGUGCGCACGCUGCAAGCGCAAGUGUGCCGUGCAACGCAACGUGGGCAUUCAGUGCAAGAAGGAGCGCCACAAGGACAUCCCUUCCGCGCCCGCUGGGAGCAGCAUGGCCCAACUGCCCAGGUUCCCCGCAACCACCGAGUUUGCUCACCUCAAAUUUGGCCGCUUCAUGCGCACGGAAGUGUACCCCAAUGGUGGCGCGUCUGUGCUCCAUCUCUACUGGGACGAAAUAUCGCACCUCGACGCAGCCGACAUGAAUAGGCUGGCGAAAGAUUUUCUUAAGGAAACAUUCUCCGAGGAGCCUGUUGGUGUGGCCAAAUACGUGAUGGGCAUUGUGCAUGGGGCAGCCCAGGAACUACCAGACUUUGUGGAGCACUUUGCAGAGCACCACCCCAACCUGGUAGUGAAAUGUGGCAUCUUAGGGAGGCAGUCCGACAUUGAGACAACCUCCAUGGCAAAGUUUCAACAAAUGGUUGAGCGCACAUACAGUAAUGGCACCUUCCGUUCUGGCCCGUUGCACCAGAUGAGUCUUGUGGGCACGGUGCACGAAGAAGUGGGCAGCUACUUCCCAGAAUUCCUGGCUCUGCUCGAACAGAGUGCAUUUCUACGGCUUACAAUGCCCUGGGGUCCACUGUCUGCUGUGAAGAUGGAAUCUCCUCAGGAAAGCAAUGACGGGCCCAUCUUGUGGGUGCGACCCGGUGAGCAGCUGGUGCCGACAGCAGAGAUGGCAGGCCGAUCCCCCAGCAAGCAGCAGCAGCAGAGGCGCAGUGAACUGCGCAAACUCCAGUACCUGCCCAGGGUGAGCGAGCCCAGGGAAACUCUCUUCGAGGAUCGUACCAAAUGCCACGCGGACCACGUGGGGCAGGGCUUCGAUCGUCUCACCACAGCUGCAGUUGGGGUCCUCAAGGCUGUCCGCACCUCCAAUAGCACCGACGUCAAUCGUAUUACGAAAGACGUGGUAGCAUUCCAUGCGGGUGACUUCAAUGUCCUGGUUGAAAAGCUACAGCUCGACCUGCAUGAGCCCCCUGUGUCACAGUGUGUGCAGUGGGUUGAAGAUGCAAAGCUCAACCAGCUGCGGCGUGAAGGAAUUCGGUACGCACGAAUCUCCCUCUGUGACAACGACAUCUACUUCCUGCCACGAAACAUCAUCCACCAGUUCCGCACGGUGACGGCCGUCACGAGCAUCGCGUGGCACGUCCGGCUCAGACAGUAUUACCCACGCAACGAGAAGGUCUCCUCCGGUCCCAAACGCUGCGACUCUUCUAAAGACGCCGGCGAUAAGAAAGGUUCGUCGUCAAGUGCCGCGUCCAAGUCCGCAGUGGAGGGGGGGAAGAAGAGAAAGGAAGAGGGUAGCCCUUCCAAGAAGGAUCUGGCAGUGAAGAAGGAAGGGAAGGAAAGCAAGGUAGGGGAAGGUUCCUCAAAGAAAGAUAGUCACAAGAAAAGGGAGAGGGUUAGGGAAGACCUGCCCGUGAAGAAGAGAAAGCUCAUUGGGGAAGACGUUGGCAAGGAUCUCAAGGAGGAGAAGAAACGGGCGAGGGAAGAAGGGCACGAGGAGAGGAGCGGAGAGAAACUCAAGGGCAAGGAGAAGGGAGAGAAGGUCGAACCUGCAGACAACGUGCAGAAAGCCGCAGAAUGGAAAGCGGAAGUGAAGGAAGAGAAGAGUGACGCAAAGCCGCGGGACAUAUCCCUGCCGGUGAGGACUAAUAUGGUGCAGGAAAAUGCGGUGAAAGUGUACGACAAUCGGCCAAAGGUGCAGGAAGGUUGGAGCAGCGAUAUGUGCUGCAUGCCUCCGAAGGUGUACGACAUGAACGCUGUUCGGACAACCAUGUGCGAGGUGAUCCGUCAACCAGUGGUGAGCGCGGCGUACCUGCCCCCGGCAAGGGAACUGGUUCCGCCGCGCUUCGAGGUGGCGACGGCCGUGACGCCGCGUCCGUUUGUGCCGACACUCAGCUACAUAAUGCCAGCACGGAUGAAUGCUCAGCCCAUGUCAGUUCCUCCGCCCGGGUAUGUCAUGGGGAGCAACAGUUAUGCGGCUGCCGUGCCGCGGAUGGAGAUGCCGCUGGACAACACGGCGUAUUGCCACCUGCCGAUGGGAGCAAUGCCGCAGCAGAUGGGCACGAUGCAGCAUCAACAGAUGGGCAAUGCAGAAGAGGCGUUCGAUGAGUAUGAUGAUCCUGGGACACCGCUGAUGGACGAAGAGCCACUUCGUGACGACCCGACACCUCCCCCGUACGAACUGCAUCAACCGCUGAUGGAACAGAGCAGAGUGCCGUCAGACGACUGUGGGAUGAUGAGGACAGUUGAUCUUCGGUGAUCGGACAGAAAUGCCAUCAGCAUCUACAGUGUCACUGUCUUUGGUGCUGUACGACGAACUUGGACCAGUGAAGUUCCACAAGGAGUGCACCAGCGUGUGUGCAAAGUGCAAGUUGCUGCUAUGUAGCAUACAUACCUGAUGGGAUCGUAGUGGAUCAUUUUGAGUUGCUACAAGGCCUGAUCAUUUUAAUGAGACCUAGCGGUGCAUUUGGUGAUGCUUGUGGGGCUACCUUUGAGAAGAUUUGCACACUACUUAACGGAUGUACUGGAGUACGGAGGAACUCUUCAUCUGCGAGAAAAUGCUGCACCUGCUUGUGGAACAGCCGCGGUGCAUGCUCAGAUGCUGAAUGUGGUUUUAGCUGUUUUAAUGCUGGAUACAGUCAACCCUCAUAGGGUGUUUUUAUAUUGUUUUUUCGCAAUUUGUACGUGACACCUCAUUUUUAGGGCGAGACGCUUAACCAUCUUGGAUAUCCUGUAAAAAAAUGACCAUACUUGCUGAUGCACACACAAACUUUUUUUUUUUUUUUUUUUCUGUUUAAGUUUUAACAUUAUGCUUGUUCGGGGUUGCGCUGGUAGUUUAACUACGGCUAUUUAUCGUAGGGUUUAUUACGAUUGUUUUCUCUGGCGCCUUGAAAGUUUUGCUCGUGUUCCCUUUGUAAGUGCCUGAAGACACUGCGCAGAAAAGCAUCAGAGAGCUUCCAAGGACUGUGGUCGAGUUGCUUCUCAGCAUCUGCUAUAAUAUCAUUCCAGAACAUUACGAAUUGGACCUCGUGCUGUUAUGAGCUCGUACAACAUGUUAGAGGCUAAGCUCUAGGAAGAAAGGCAGCGUAAGGAACAGCCUCCGACCAUAGCCUCAUUUGCUAACCAUAGCGACCAUGUAUGUGAUCUGCCUGCGGAGAGACCAGUUCAGGUAAACUUAAACCAAAAUUGGGCACAUCAGAGCUGCUUCGAGUACAUCAGCUAAAAUUUGAGUUCAAUUGACCAUAAAAGGAGGGCUCCCUUUGUUUGUUGUUGCAUGGCCAAGUGACAUUUUAAUUCGUUAUGUAGCGCCCCGUUUGAUCUUCACUAUUUCCCUGGCUCGUGAAUACACCUACAAAAAGUGCGACACUUUUUGGCGGACAUUUUGUUACUUUGCUGGCUUAGUUGGGGAUGUGGUGACAUUUAAGAGCUACGAAAAAAGUGACAAAAUUACGCAGCUCAUGGAAAUGUAGCUUGUCGGUAAACUUCUGUCUUGUUAUGAUGAGACUCAGCUCAUCUAGCUCAUAGACAGUGUUUUUUUUUUUUUUCUAGAAUCAAACAUUUUUCAUAUAAUUUUAUUGGGUUGAAAGCUCAGAGACUUUUUGAAUUCUUAGUGGCUUAAAACCUGGGACGAAUGGUGCUCCGACGCAUCUCAGUAUUAUGGAAUGGGGGUGUUUCACGAGAUUUACAGCGUGGAUAUAAGAGGAUAAUUCAUGAUGACAGAUAACACGAUAACCCUGAAAGAUGUUCACAAGGUGUUCAUAAUAGGGAGUUUUAAGUGCGACAUGACGUCGCUGUGUUCGAGGACAUGCCAGCUGACUUUUGUUUGCUGAUUGCCGUGGAUUUGUUUACCUCAAAAUUCUUUUAAUGUUCCAUUGGUUCGAUAAUUAAGCAGGGUGACGUUCCUCACAGACAGGGAAAUGGCCUCAUCCUCAUUAAUGGGAAAAUGGCGAUUUAGUUGUUGCACAUAAUAUGAUUGCAAACAUUCCAGCUCAGCUGAAUAGUAACUUUGCAACAUAGUGAAACACGGCAUAGCCUGAUCGCUCUCUUCAUUGUGAGGUAAGGCUGUUCGACAGCUCGUGUUACUAUGCGCUUUCCAUCUGAGAUUCCUGUCUGAAACAGACUUCGACUGUAUGUACUUUGUUGAUCAAAGACUAAGAUCUGCAUGUGCCAAGAACCCUUUGGAUGCUUUUGGUGGGAAAAAAAAACUAUCUCCUCCUACUGAUAUGGGUUCCGUUAACUUCACCUGGGGCUGCUUGUAAAUUGGUACCGCAAUGUCUUCAUUCCACUUUGCUCAAAAAUUUCCGAGAACAUUAUUACCGAUAGCCUGAAACACAUUUAGCGAUUACACCAACCGAUUUUGCUGUUAUAUACCAACAACAUUGUGACGACCAAAUGGAAUGACUCACAGUCACGAGUGCUGCAGCAGGGCCGUGUAACAAUUGAUGCUACCCUUAAGGGUGUACCGUAGUACCCCGAUGUUUCCGUUACAUAAUCACCGUAUUCAUUAGAGUGCCAUAAAGGGGGUUGUACUAACAUGAGGAACAUCAGCGCUCACUCUGAGGCGUCAGCGUGUGGCACGUGCUGCUAAAGUUGAUGGGUAAACCACACCGGGAAAAAAAGUUACAACGUCUGCACGGCUGAGCUGGGGCUAUGUUAGUUACACGACCAUGCUGAUACUCAGUUCGAGUCACAGUAAUACUGUUGCGUUGACUGUAACAGCACUGGAACCGUUAUCACCCUGAUUGUUCUUGAUUGCAAAAAUGGCGCAUUUCACAAAUGAGGGCUGAGUGUAUCUGACAUGUUGCUGGAUUGCCUUCACAAGUAUGAAUGGAUGACUACAAACAUGUGUUUGUGCAACCUGGCUGUUCUUCCAAGCAGGUGGGGCCCCUGCAUAUGAAGCUCGUCGAACCCGUCCGUGCCUUAUGCUAAUGCAAGUAAUACGAGUUGACAGGCGUGAUUCAGUUACAUAUUGUGUAUCCUCGAUAUGACUUGUCCAUAGGAUGUACAGACAGCAUGUCCAGGUGUUUAUAUCUGUUAUCGCGCAUGUUUUCGCUUCAUUCUUCUUUUUCACUACCUGCAUGCUAGUACAGUGUUCUAGUUCUAGGCUGAACAAGCUUAGUUUACAUUAAAAUUGUGUCUGGCUGCCCUUUUCAAAAAACAAAAAAUACCUUCAAACAACGUGCGCCCUCGUGCAGAUACUUCAGGGGCGUUUGAAACCUCUUGGGUGAGCUCACUGUAUGGGCACAUUCUGAGGUUGGUGUUUGCAAGCAUCCUUUGCAUUUUGCCUGGAGCGAUGUCAGCCAGUCGGAUUAAAAAUAGGCGAAGAUUGAGGAACCCUGCUUGUUUGAAGCUAGUUCUAAACGUGGACACGAGAAUUGUCUGUGUAGCUUUACGUUUUACUUAUGUUACGUCGUUUACGUUGCACCGUUAAUUGAGCAUUUAUUUUGCCAUUCGUAAACGAGUACCUCCAAGGUGCCCAUUCUCAGGGUAGCCACCUUGCCCGUUUUAAGUAUGCACAUGUACGGCACCCCGCGAGAGGAUAUAAUCUACGUGUCUAAGUUAUUUUAAUUAGGCAUAUAGCCUCAUGCUGACGUCUGUUGUGGUGAGCACUUGAAUUGUGAUUUUAGCAACGUAGUUAUUUAUUUAUUGUUAACAGCUAUCGUUAUGGCGGCUGUCUUCUCUCCUGUGCAUUUGGUUUUGAUGAUUUGCCAUUACGGUAGUUUGCUUCUGAAAAUGCCACUUGUGUUUCCUCUUAAGUAAGGCGAAAGCAUUUACGGCUGAAUCCAUCGAGUGUUGAUUGGGGCCUCCAUAGUUUUUCAUUCAGUCCCUUUUGGUAUUUGAUGCCAAGUGGAAAAGAUACCCAGGAAUGCAAGUUGAAACUGUAGACAUCCCGCAACAUAUGACCUAGAACAUCCCGUGGAACAUUAGCAAUUGGGUUUGCUUGCCAUUUGUGUUGGUCAUUGUAAGAGAAUGGAAUGCCAUCUGUCUUCCUCAGGUUUUUUUUUUACUAAAAAAGUGAAUUACAUUAAAAGUUCUGUGCUAUAUUAGACUGUUAUUUCCCAGCAUUUUUUUUAACAAAAACAAAAAAUUUGAGCCCUAUUCUUAAUAAUUGCAGGGGACACUCUUUUAUAAAAAUUUGUCAGUGGGAUACGUUUUUCUGAACUCAUUGCUUGCAACAUCCUUUUGUGAUUGGAUCCCACGAAUAAAAGUCCACAGAAUAGAAGUAUGCACUGAUCUGCAGCUUGAAAAGGGCAAGUUGUCUUCUGUGCAGAGAUGACUGCACUAAUCACUGGGAACAUCCAUAUAAGAAUUUUCUAUUGAUGUGUCACACAGGAAAGGAAGCUUUACAGGUCAUGUCAUCCAGGGCUAUCUACCUGAUAUUGCUCCAUAGCUGUUCGAACCCCAGAAUAAUGUAACGAAAGUUACCAGUCAGCCAUUUUAUGCUUUGAUUGCUGGUAAACACAUCCGUUUUUGCGAAAGAAAUACAGUCAUGUAGGCUUCGAGAACCUUUCCUGCUGCAGAUCCCAGAGUGCAGCAACAUAAAAGAUUGCAAAUUUUUCAGCUGCUGUACCAUUAGAUUAGAUGAAAGACAUAGGCAGUAACUUCCAUCCAGCUGUUAUAUUUCAAAUGCACUUUCACAUUGCCAGCAUGGUAUGCACCACCUUCAUCCAGAUAAUGUACACAGAAGGCUUUUCAGGAAGACAAUAGGUCAGACAAACUAUGGCCCCUUUUGGGAAGUUUCUGGUGCACCUUUCAAUAUCACAGUCAGCAUUUUGUUUUUGUGGGUGUUUCAUCUCGUGUCAUUUACACGUAAUCCAGAAAUAGUUGAAGCUGGCUUUCUUUCUUUUUGAGCAGACAUAGUUUAGGCGUGAAACCGUUUUGAAUUGUCUUUAUCGUAUCGGCUCACUCUCAGUGCAGUUUUUGAAAAGAAAAGCUGAAUUAAAGCCUAGACGUCCGGAAUCAUCUCUGUGUUGGUAUCACCCGUAGCAAUUUCACAGGUCCGUCUGCCCCGGAAUUUUUGUCCAUUUUUUGUCUUUUAGUUGCAGCUGAAUAAUCCUUCUUGCACAAUUCCUUCAUUCAAAAUGAAGUUUCUCGAAUUAUAUAGGUCGUAAUUUGGAAAUUAAAUUCGCAUCCAGGUUUACCCCGUGGACGUAUUGUGUUGCUCCCAUUGAGUCGGCAUCCUCAGAACAAACCCCCUGUACAGCCGUACCCAUGGCAUGCUGUUUUUGUACUUGUGUGUACAUAAUGUAGAAUACGUGUCCUGUAGUAAAGCUUCUUGUCCCUGGUGGGGAUCUGUGUCCAAAUGCACUGUAGAUAUGAUCUUUUUUCACGGAGCUAUGCCAACCACACGUACGAGGAGCGUUCACCUGACCAAUAAAGCAUUAUAUUGGA
This is a messenger RNA of Ornithodoros turicata, 8310 nucleotides long. RefSeq lists its product as uncharacterized. Gene Ontology annotation, cellular component: nucleus. The record is from RefSeq and is a predicted model, not a curated record. Bases 44 to 3178 code for a protein of 1044 amino acids. The transcript is spliced from 8 exons. NCBI's taxonomy places the organism in Eukaryota, Metazoa, Arthropoda, Arachnida, Ixodida, Argasidae.